UGUUGUUCAAAUAAGCUGACACAGGGGCGCAAUUUUGAAUACUGAGCGUGCUUGUGUGGCUCAACACACUUUACUGCAUCUUUUGCAUCACUUUUUUUGAAUUGGCAGCUAAACUUCAACCGUUUGUCGUAUUUGUUGCCACCCUACCCAUAAAACACACACACACACAAACAAAAUAAAACAAAAAGACGCUGCUGAAGGAUACCCCCCCUUACUGGUCAUAACCUGUGAGUUUUAAAGUUAAAAAAGUUUUAAGUUUUACAUCCAAGCGUCCAGUGGUAACAGUUUGAGAGUUACGCUUUUGCCGCCUGCCGCCGACAUGAACUCGUAUCACGUUUUGGAGCUGGUGGGUGAGGGCUCGUUUGGCCGAGUUUACAAGGGAAGGAGAAAGUGUACCGGCAUGAUGGUGGCUCUUAAAUUCAUAACAAAGGUGGGCCGGUCUGAAAACCAGCUGCGAAGUCUCAAGAGAGAAAUUGAAAUUAUGAGGGGCCUUCAACAUCCAAAUAUUAUCCAGCUCUUUGACAGCUUUGAGACUGAAAAUGAGGUUGUGGUUGUCACUGAGUAUGCAGAGGGUCAGUUGUUCCAGAUUCUUCAGGAUGAUGGAAACUUACCAGAGAGCCAGGUCCGUGAGAUUGCCUGCCAACUGGUCUCUGCUCUGUACUAUUUACAUUCCCAUCGCAUUCUCCAUCGUGACAUGAAACCACAAAACAUCCUGCUAGGAAAAACCGGUGUGGUGAAACUCUGCGAUUUUGGGUUUGCCAGAGCGAUGAGUGUCUACACCUUAGUGCUAACUUCCAUCAAGGGAACACCACUGUACAUGUCUCCUGAGCUGGUAGAGGAGAAACCAUAUGACCACACCGCUGAUCUCUGGUCUUUGGGUUGCAUCCUUUAUGAACUCCACACGGGGGCGCCUCCGUUCUACACUAACUCCAUCUUCCAUCUAAUGCAGCUCAUUGUGAGAGACCAAGUGAAAUGGCCAGACACUAUGACUAGCAUUUGCACGAGUUUCCUGAAAGGCUUAUUGACCAAAGACCCCCAGAAAAGGUUGUCAUGGCCAGACCUCUUGUUCCAUCCCUUUGUUGCUGAUGGAGUUCUAGUGUUGCCAGACACAGAUGUGUCCAACCCUUUGACAGUCACACCCAGCCCUGAUGUGCUGGCGCUGAAACGCAUGCAAGUAGCAGAAAAGUCUUUACCAGCUUCUGUACAGAGCAGAUUGUUGCGAAAGGUCAUGGAACAAAGGGACAGCCGUAAUAAGGCAGUGACAGUGCCAGCAGGCAGUGACAGUGCCAAAAAAAAUAAGGAUGGAACGGGAAACGCUGCAACGGCAGCAGCCUCGUCCCCUAGAGUGAGCAACCCCAAGCCCUCCAAUGGUGAUGAUUCUGUUGCCUCAGGUCAGCUGGGCAUGACUGCUACCAAUCAAAGCCUCGACCUGAAGACUCAAGCCAACUUGACAUCAAAACACAGGGGUCAGAUAAGCGUGGACUAUGAGAAGGAAUUUCCCUCUAUGAAGAUCGGGCCACGACCCGUGCGGUGGUGCAAUGAGGAAAGUCAGGCCAAACUGCAAUGGCAGAAUGUCAACAACAAGGAGUAUUGGGAGAAUCUGACCCAAGAAUCUGAUCCAAGCAGACAGCAGAGAGAAGUAUUAGACUACAGUGUCAUUAUACCUCAAAUUAAAUCCAAGAUCCAGGAAUGUAAAGCUCAGCUAACAGGGGGCAUGGUAAAAGAACUUCAGCAGAUUCACCAACCACUGAGGGUCCUACGUAAUCUGAUAGCGAUGGCUGAUGUUGAGAAGUUGAACCAUAUCGGCCGUGAACUUGGACUACCCCGUGUUCUCUUUGACCUGAUCAAGGAUACAGUAGAAAGCUCAGAUUUUAUUAAGCAACAGCAGAGUAUCCCUGUCCUUCAAGAAAUGAUCACGGUGCUCAUGAUCUACUGGGAGAAGCACUUCGACUGGGUGAAACAGGAACAUAGCCUGGAAGAGUUCACCAAGUCUUUCAAAACAAUUCUUACUCAACCCAAUCUCAGUCCUUUGGCACCUCUGGCUGCUUCUGUUUUGUCUCUGUUCAAACAACACAAUGUGGAUGUCGACGUUGAUGUGGAGAAACUAACAUUCUUGCUGAAAACUCUGGUUUUGGACCCAUGUGAGACCCACAUUUCUCUACCCUCUGGAUGGGGACUCUGUGAUGGCCUCCUCUCUUUGCUGCUAGACACACUUUAUGAGCAUGAGAAUGGCCCUGUGCCUUCAGAUUUAAAUCCAGUUGUGUUUCUGGAUCUGUGGGAAAAGAUUGGCAUGUCACUAGGAAGCACAACACCAGACUUUGACUUCUGUUCAGUAAAUGGACUGUAUUCCUUCCUCUGUGCUGUGCUCUUUGUCUUCACCAAGGAUCCGUAUUUGUGCAUUCCUCUGUUUUGUGAAAGUGGAUCAAAAUGCGUACACACUCUUGGCCGCCUGCUGGGCACUGACUGUCUUCAUUUGUUUGCCGAGGGCAGCCCUGUGAGACCUGAGGUGGAUCUGAGUCACGACACUUUAUCUGCACUAUGCUGCCACUUAUUAUGUUUUCCAUUUGCCCUGGACCUGCCUUCACACACCGUGUCCACAAUUCUCCAGUUGUAUGACAGCUGUGGUAUUGUUACAAGCCUCCUGCAGGUAAUUCAAACCCUUCCUCCUCCACUACUAGAGCUGCCUCUCUCCCUGCUGAGCCGUUUGCUCUUGUGUGAUCCCCAGCGCUCUGUUUGCCACCUCACAAAAGCAGCUUCUUGCUUUUUCUCGGCAUGCUGGGACGGCCAGCUCACUGCUUCCAGACAUCAGAGUCCUCUAACCAGAACUGCCAGCUCUCUGCUCUCUGAUUUCCUGCAGCUGGAUACGCUGUGGGACUCUGCCGUGGAGCUCCUCACUGUAUUGUCUCAGAUAGCCUGUUGUCCCUCCUGUCCCCUUCAGCUUCAUGUAGAAACCUCGGUGCUGCAGCAUGCACUGGCUCAUUCCUGUGACCAAAUCAGGGCUGCCACAUGUAGACUUUUGGGAAAUAUAAAUUCAUUCAGGCCUCCUACACCAGACAUCCUGCAACCUGACAUUUUCAAAGGCAUGAUUGACUGUCUUCAUGAUUCUUGCACGCCUGUCCGGAGAAUGGCUUGCAGGGCAGUUGGAAGCUGGUUGGGCUAUAUUGCAGUAUUGUGUAGUACAAGUUGGUGCAAAGAGAAGCAACAAAAUAAAGAGAAAUACUCAGAUACUGAGGCAGCAGGUGAUUUGGAAACAAUAACCGAGCAAGGAGUUCAUGAGGAGGAGGAGAGAAGGUGGACACAGGAAGCCAGGAGGACGGUGGCCAUGCUGGUAUCUCUAAUCGCUGAUCCUGAUGACCUCACACGUCGUCACUGCUGUGCAGCCCUGGCAAACCUGGUAAAUGUUGAUGGAGCCAUGUCCUUGCUGCUGCAGGAAAACGCGCCCAGUUUGCUUCUUCGAACUGCAUGCAUGGAUUCCCAUAAUGCAGUGAGAAAAGCUGCCAUAGGAACUUUAUGCCUGUACAGCCGGCAGGAUGCCAUGCGGCAGGUCCUGAUGUCCCUGAAUGCUAGAGAAAAACUUCUUCAGGCCUCACAACAUCCUUCUCUGCAGUGCCUUUAUCAUCAGCUCAUUGGACAGCUGUGAGUGACUCCACCAGAAACGGGCAUUUUUGUUUGAGAACUACAUGAAAACAUCCUGUUUAUCAAGAAAAAUAAAACAGUUCGUGGCAGCAAGCCGUUUAAAUUUUAUGAGAAAAACGGUUUAACUUUAUUAAAAUCACGAUAGGUUUUCAUUUUAAUUGGUGAAGUAGUCAUAACAAUAAUUAGCAGCGGUGGCAAACAUGACAAGAGGUUAAUUGAUUGCUGAGUUAGGAAUGUUUCUGCGCGGCACCGCCGUGUUGCUAUUUUAUUGUUUUUGAAUCAUUUUCUACAUUUGAGUGUGUUUAGGUGUAGCGCGUGCGAUUGAUAGAUUUUUAAGGCAUUUUUUUUUUUACAUAUGUGAAUAGAGAUGCUGUCGCAUUUCACUUUGAGGUAAACUUGAAAUUUGUGAUAUUGGACUAAAUAAAAUAAAGCGGACGAUGUUUAUUGAGCCGCAAACAGCGAAGCGGCAUUUUCGGAGGAUUGGAUGUCGUAAAUGUUUAUGCCUUUUAAACUGAAUUUUGUAUCGGAAGAAAGAAGAGAUCGAUAACAAUAAAAGUUUACAGUCCCCUCUGUGUAACUGUGUGGGAAGUGUCCUCACCCACGGGAUGGGUGAGCAAAGGAGUCCGUCGGGCCCUGACGGUCUCAACUUUCUUGCUUUCCAAAAAAAAAAAAAAAAGAAGAAAAACUGCGGAUUUAUUUAAUUCAAAAAGGAAGGACUUAUUUUCACGGUCAGACCGCAGAUU
Archocentrus centrarchus (flier cichlid) is the source of this 4379-nucleotide messenger RNA. It is a transcript of the gene stk36, whose product is annotated as serine/threonine kinase 36 (fused homolog, Drosophila). The transcript is spliced from 20 exons. The record is from RefSeq and is a predicted model, not a curated record. Gene Ontology annotation, cellular component: cytoplasm. Lineage: Eukaryota; Metazoa; Chordata; Actinopteri; Cichliformes; Cichlidae. Gene Ontology annotation, molecular function: ATP binding; protein kinase activity. Gene Ontology annotation, biological process: protein phosphorylation; smoothened signaling pathway. The coding region runs from base 320 to 3640 and encodes 1106 amino acids.